ACCAAAUUGAAAAGGCAAAACUCUUUCCUUUAAGAAGAAGAAACUCUUUCACCUACUUUACACUUAUCCCUUCUUCCUUCUUUGUUUUUCUUUUUCUUGUUUCCUCAUCUUCAAAACAUUGUACUAGUCUCAAUCUCCAACUGUUUUAAAUGGGAAUUUCGAAAAAAUCUCAAGUUAGCAGAGAAUUAGACACCGAUGGAAAAAAGUUUAUCUUCGCCAAAACAUCGAUUCGGGCUUCACUAAAGCCGGUGAAGACGAAACUCAUUAAGCCUGAGAGAGAAUCAGAAGAUGGAAUUUGUAUCACUCCCACGGCGAGAGGAGCAAAGACUCCGGAGUGUCCGGCGGCUCCAAGGAAACGCCCACCGGUGUUGAAAUGUCAGAACAAUAUUCGUAUAGAGUACUUUGUGCCUCCUUCAGAUUUCGAGUUGGUGUUUAUACAACGCCGUUAAUGUAAAAAGAUAUAAAAAGAGUUUCUGAGUUUGGUUUUUAUUUUGUGUGUGUUCUCAAGUCAUAAUCAUUUUUUACAUACUCUUAUGGUUGAUUUGCUUCCCAAGUUAUCUCCAAGGUAACAUAACGACCAACAGUUUCACUCGGACAAAUGAUCUUCACGACUUCCCGAUCCGAUAGGAUCCUUGGAAGCUAACAAAACCCACAAACUAAACAAAUUAUCACCAAG
Molecule: messenger RNA, 676 nt
Organism: Arabidopsis thaliana (thale cress)
Lineage: Eukaryota; Viridiplantae; Streptophyta; Magnoliopsida; Brassicales; Brassicaceae
Product: cyclin-dependent kinase inhibitor SMR3-like protein
Exons: 1
Coding region: 150-449 (99 amino acids)
Source: RefSeq, marked reviewed